AUGUUUGGAUUGAAGAAGUACACAUUCGGGAAUAAACCAUUAACCCGGUUCUUCAAACAAAGGUAUUCAUCACAUCCUGUUAAUAAUAAUGUCAGAUCGCUAACAAUUGCCGAUAUUAAAGAUAAAUAUAUGAAUGGUAUGCCCUUAACAAUGAUAACAGCCUAUGAUUAUUUAACUGCCAAAUGGGUUCAGGAAACUCAAAGCGAUAUGUUACUUGUAGGGGAUUCGAUGGCGAUGACUUCAUUAGGUUAUACAUCGACCACAGAAUUACCCUUCGAAGAAUUUAAAUAUCAUGUUGCUUCAGUGACACGUGCAUCGGGUUCUUCGAUGAUUGUUGUAGAUAUGCCAUUUGGAUCAUUUGAACAGAGUUAUUCUUAUGGUGUAGCAAAUGCAAUUGAAUUGUUAAAGAUUAAUCCAAAGGUAACUUCACUGAAGAUUGAAUGUGGGAAUCAUGAUCGAGAUCAUUAUACUAUCGGAUUUAUACGUGAACUUUGUGAAAGAGGAAUACCCGUAAUGUCACAUAUUGGAUUAACACCACAACGAGCUAAUUCACUUGGUGGAUUUAAAGUUCAAGGUAAUCAAUCAGCUAAUGAUAUUUUAUCAUUAUAUAAUACAGCAAAAUAUUUACAAAAAAUUGGUUGUUGGUCAAUUUUGAUGGAAUGUAUACCAUAUAAAGUUGCAACAUUUAUUACAGAAAAUUUAAAUAUUCCGACUAUUGGUAUUGGGGCAGGCAAUGGAACAAAUGGUCAAGUCUUGGUAAUUAGUGAUAUGUUAGGUUUAUCACCCGAUAAUAAUUUACAAUCAUUACCAAGAUUUGUUAAAAAUUAUGAUCAAUUAAAUUCUGUUGCAAUAAAAAAUUUAAAAAUUUAUAAAGAUGAAGUUGAACAAAAAAAAUUUCCUUCAAUUGAACAUUCUUUUAAAUUAAAGGAAACAAUUUGGAAAGAUUUCUUAGAUUUAAUUAAAUAA
This is a messenger RNA of Maudiozyma saulgeensis, 966 nucleotides long. Lineage: Eukaryota; Fungi; Ascomycota; Saccharomycetes; Saccharomycetales; Saccharomycetaceae. The record is from the annotation of a GenBank genome assembly.